Messenger RNA from Apodemus sylvaticus (European woodmouse), 954 nucleotides. Its product is annotated as olfactory receptor 7G2-like. Gene Ontology annotation, biological process: G protein-coupled receptor signaling pathway. Gene Ontology annotation, molecular function: olfactory receptor activity; G protein-coupled receptor activity. The coding region runs from base 19 to 954 and encodes 311 amino acids. The record is from RefSeq and is a predicted model, not a curated record. Lineage: Eukaryota; Metazoa; Chordata; Mammalia; Rodentia; Muridae. The transcript has a single exon. Gene Ontology annotation, cellular component: membrane.
AAAGUUUAUACCAAAACAAUGGAACUGAAAAACCAAACAGCAGUUUCAGAAUUUCAUCUGCUUGGACUGACAGACAAUUACAAACUGCUGCCCCUCAUCUUCGCCAUGUUCCUCUCUAUGUAUCUGAUUACAGUUCUGGGAAACCUGCUUAUUAUUAUGGCUAUCAGCUUUGGCUCCCAACUGCACACUCCCAUGUACCUAUUCCUCUCUAUCCUUUCCAUUAAUGAUAUCUGCUACAGUACAGUAACAAUCCCUAAAAUGCUGGUGAACAUCCAAGCCCAUGAUGAUAGCAUAAGUUACAUAGAAUGUCUCUCUCAAAUCUGCUUUCUUUCAAUUUUUGGUGGCAUGGAAAAUUUUCUCCUGGCAGUAAUGGCCUAUGAUAGAUAUGUGGCCAUUUGCAAGCCUCUUAGGUACACAGUCAUCAUGAACCCUAUUUGCUGUGUCCUGAUGGUUCUAUUCUCCCUUUUCUUUAGCAUUAUGGAUGCCUUACUCCAUAGUCUAAUGGUUUUGAGGCUUUCCUUCUGCACAGACCUAGAAAUCCCACACUUUUUCUGUGAGCUGGCUCAGAUUAUCAAACUUGCCUGUUCUGAUACAUUUCUCAAUAAUUUUUUUAUAUUUGUUGCAGCUUUUGUCUUUGUGGGUGGUCCUGUAUGUGGAAUUGUUUUUUCAUAUAUUUACAUUGUUUCAUCAGUCUCGAGAAUGUCAUCUGGAGGGAAGCACAGAGCUUUUUCUACCUGUGCUUCACAUCUGUCUGUGGUUUCUUUGUUCUAUGGGACAGGAUUUGGAGUUUACCUCAGUUCUGCCAUGACAGAUUCUCUUAGAAACACAGCAAUGGCUUCCGUGAUGUACAGUGUAGUUCCUCCAUUGCUAAACCCACUUAUCUAUAGUCUAAGAAAUAGAGAAAUGAAGGAAGCCUUGAGGAAACUUCUUGGUAGGCUCAUUUAUCUUAUAUGA